AUUUACUUACUUUGCACCGUUCAAAAUGGAGUCAACUUGAAAUUUCUGGCAUUCUUUUUGAAGAAAUUUUGUAAUAUACUGAAAUGGCUGAACAGUUGCCUAUUUUUGUUAUAUUAUCUGUGAUAAUUUUAUCGAUUUUCGGAGUAACAUUUAGCCAGUUGGUUGUAAAUGUCCGAAACAAGGGCGGAGACGUCGAACGGGAGAAAAUCGAGUCCAACACAACAGCUGAUACUGUGAAGUUAGAGUACUUGUCUAAAGAUGGAACUCUUGUGACAUACUUCACAGAUUUUAAAGCUCAUAUCCAAAUUUUCCGUGUGAUUGUUCCCUGGGAGGAAGAGAGAGGAAUUGUUCAGAGUACACCACAGGUGUUAUGUUUUAUCACAAGAUUUGGGAAAAAUGAGUUCAUCUCUUCAGAUGCUAUGUCCAAACUUAGACAGAAAAAUCCUACAGCUGUACGGACACCUGAAGAAGACAAGGGCCUUGAAAAACAUACUUUAAAUCUAGUUGUAAAUAUAGACCAGUCAGCCAUCUUGAGUCAACAUUUAUACAACAUCUGUCACGAUGCUAGGGAUUCCAUGUACAUAGAGGAUACAGAUGUUAAACUUCUCUCACAAGUAUUGAACCAUGAUGUAGACAAGGUGAUGUCAGCAAUGAAGUCGCCAGAAUUAGAAAAACAGUCCCGGUGUAAGGAUACGUCAGAUAUAAAAAAACCAUGUUUCUGCCAGUACCACCUGUGUGUUGGUUGGUACCCGUGUGGACUCAAAUAUUGCCGAGGGAAGGACUCGGCUGGUAAAGUUGUCAAUUAUCGUUGUGGUAUAAAGACUUGCCGACGAUGUCUAUUGUUUGAACACUUUGCAAGACAGAAAAUGUAUUGUCUAUGGGAUGAUCUAUGAGUUUCAUGCCAUCUUAGAAAUACUGGAUAAAUCGGCAUUCAUCUUGAAGAAAAACAGCUAGUUGUGUCGUUGUUUCAGAUAUGCGUAUUUUCACUUGCAGUUACUGUCAUCUGAGGGAUUGUAUGGCUGAUUAUCCUAUUUAAACUUGGUUCCCUCCAGGGAGUUGAUAAGUUGUAUGUAGUAUAUGUACGGCUUCAAGAUUCCCUCUAGUAUGAUUUUGCUAAAGACGAGGUCUUUGCGUGGACCAGUGAAGCUUUGCUAUAAAUAGACAUUUUAAAUGUGAUAUCUGUGCCAGUAUAUCAGAUUUUAAAGUCUGACAUUUAGACUUCAGAACAGAAUAUCAGAUUGCCAAAACUUUAUAACUGGGUUAUACUGCAAACAAUUUUGCUGAGCUGUUUGUCAGCUGUGGAAAUCACAUUCAUUGAAAGUUUCUUUAACUGUCAGUGCUUAUUUAAUCAGUGGAGGAGAAAAAAGAAUAUUAAGCUUUUUGACAAAAUGUCCAGGAAAUAUAGGACCUGUAGAUGCUGUUCUUACUUACCGCAGUAAAUGGCUUCACAUUCAGCUCCUAGCUCGUAGUAUCAUGUCUCCUCAGUACAGUCAUGCUUUUAUCAACAUACUUAUGCAUGGAUACUUUGAAAUCCGAAAUAGAUGCGAAUGAGUUUGAAAGUGCCUCAAGCUUUAAGG
Molecule: messenger RNA, 1577 nt
Organism: Mercenaria mercenaria
Lineage: Eukaryota; Metazoa; Mollusca; Bivalvia; Venerida; Veneridae
Product: out at first protein-like
Exons: 4
Coding region: 84-893 (269 amino acids)
Source: RefSeq, a predicted model, not a curated record